AUGAGGUUUUUAAAGGGAGUCAACGCGCUAGCAUUGACUCGAAAGCUCAGAGGAGCUGAUCAUUUAAAAGCAUCCCACCGCAGGACUCACAUAAAGGACACUCUUGGUCUCAGCAAUUUUACUCCGGCAAACAUCUGUAGCGUCGAUGAGGCUAAUAUGGCACAAUCUACCCCAUCCCCUCCCUGGUAA
Molecule: messenger RNA, 189 nt
Organism: Plasmopara halstedii
Lineage: Eukaryota; Oomycota; Peronosporomycetes; Peronosporales; Peronosporaceae
Exons: 2
Coding region: 1-189 (62 amino acids)
Source: RefSeq, a predicted model, not a curated record